This is a messenger RNA of Ipomoea nil (Japanese morning glory), 2188 nucleotides long. RefSeq names its product protein NRT1/ PTR FAMILY 7.3. Gene Ontology annotation, biological process: transmembrane transport. Bases 129 to 1961 code for a protein of 610 amino acids. Gene Ontology annotation, molecular function: transmembrane transporter activity. Gene Ontology annotation, cellular component: membrane. The transcript has 5 exons. The record is from RefSeq and is a predicted model, not a curated record. Lineage: Eukaryota; Viridiplantae; Streptophyta; Magnoliopsida; Solanales; Convolvulaceae.
UUCCUUUUUUUGGCUAGCUUGCUCUUUCCUUAGCUUCGACCGCCAUUAAAGCCCUCUUCUUCCUUCUCCAUAGCCAGCUAGCUAGCUUGAAGCAACAAAAUCUCUCUGAACCUUAGCUUCCAUCAUCAAUGGCUUGCUUAGAAGUCUCCAAGAAGGCGGUGUCGGGGAUGAAUGGUGAUGAUCGUGAAGGAGAGAGAACUAGGGAUGGAUCGGUGGACAUGCAUGGCCGGCCGGCUAUCCGUGACCGGACCGGAAAAUGGUUCGCCGGAAUGAUCAUUCUGCUGAAUCAAGGUCUAGCUACUCUGGCAUUCUUUGGUGUUGGGGUAAACUUGGUUCUGUUCCUGACAAGAGUGAUGGGAGAGAAAAAUGCUGAUGCAGCCAACAGUGUGAGCAAAUGGACUGGCACUGUUUACAUCUUCUCCCUUCUUGGUGCAUUUCUCAGUGAUUCAUAUUGGGGAAGAUACAAAACAUGUGCCAUUUUCCAGGUCAUCUAUGUCAUUGGAUUGGUGUUAUUAUCUGUGACAUCUCAACUCUACUUGCUGAAACCAAAAGGCUGUGGGGAUAAAGAAACCCAGUGUGGCUCCCAUUCAAGCUGGGUAAUUGGUAUGUUCUAUGUCUCAAUCUACUUGGUGGCUCUGGGAAAUGGAGGAUACCAGCCAAACAUUGCUACAUUCGGGGCAGAUCAAUUCGACGAUGAGAACCCGAGAGAGAAACACUCGAAAGUGUCGUUUUUCAGCUACUUCUACCUGGCCCUCAACCUUGGCUCACUCUUCUCCAACACCAUUCUGGACUUCUUUGAGGAUGAAGGGUUGUGGGCUCUGGGAUUUUGGGCUUCUACUGCUUCAGCUUUUGCUGCACUUGUGCUGUUUCUAGCUGGGACAACAAGGUACAGGCACUUCAAGCCUAAUGGCAAUCCCCUUUCCAGAUUCUGCCAAGUCAUUGUUGCCGCUUCGAAGAAAUGGAAGGUGCAGAUUCCUAGUGAAGAAGAAGAAUUGUAUGAAGGUGAUGAUGAAAAUGAGAAUUCAAGAAAGAUGCUCCACACUGAAGGUUUCAGAUUCUUGGACCGGGCAUCCGUGAUAACAUCAAAGGAAGCUGAGAACAAGAAGCAGAGCCCAUGGCGCCUCUGCCCAAUCUCCCAAGUGGAAGAGGUGAAGUGCAUUCUAAGGCUACUACCCAUCUGGCUAUGCACCAUAAUCUACUCCGUGGUUUUCACCCAAAUGGCCUCCCUAUUCGUAGAACAAGGCGACGCCAUGGAAACCAAAGUAGCAAACUUCAGAAUCCCCGCAGCAAGCAUGUCGAGCUUCGACAUCUGCAGCGUGGCGGUCUGCAUCUUCCUCUACAGACGCCUCCUUGACCCCCUAGUAGGCAAGAUAAAGAGGAGCAACAGUAAGGACACAGACAUUCACAACAACAACGUUGUCACGAACGGGGGGAUAACACAGCUGGAGAGGAUGGGGGUGGGGCUAAUCAUCGCCGUGAUGGCAAUGCUGGCAGCCGGGCUAGUCGAGUGCUACAGGCUCAAAUACGCCAUUAAAGAAUGCAGCAACUGCGAGGGCUCCAGCUCCUUGAGCAUCCUGUGGCAAAUCCCACAAUAUGCACUGAUAGGAGCCUCGGAGGUCUUCAUGUACGUGGGGCAGCUCGAGUUCUUCAACGCCCAGGCGCCCGACGGGCUCAAGAGCUUCGGCAGCGCCCUCUGCAUGACCUCCAUAUCUCUGGGGAACUACGUGAGCAGCUUGCUGGUGAGCAUUGUGAUGAAAUUUUCCGCUAAAGAUAGCAGCAUGCCGGGGUGGAUUCCGGGGAACCUUAACCGGGGGCAUCUUGAUAGGUUUUACUUUCUGCUUGCGGGUCUGACUUUGAUGGAUUUGGUGGCGUAUAUUGCGUGUGCUAAGUGGUAUAAGAGUGCCAGACUGGGGGAGAAGUUUGAAGAAGAGGAUGAGGAGAAAGGUGGUGAGGUAGCUUGAGGUGCGGGCAACGAAUUUUAGGUAGCUAGUAUAGGCUUAUAUAUAUUGUGGCCCUUAUGAAUAAGAGGAGACAUUUUAUUGGUGUCUCUGAAACUUUUGUACAGAACGAACUCCAUCUUCUCCUGCUUCCCUCCCUGCCCUUCUCACUGCCAUCUGUUAUACUGAGGUUCCACCAUCACUCCAAGAAAUGAAUUCCUAGAUUUAAUUUGUUUCACCUUUUGUUUUGA